Messenger RNA from Fundulus heteroclitus (mummichog), 691 nucleotides. RefSeq names its product gamma-crystallin M2. Gene Ontology annotation, biological process: visual perception; lens development in camera-type eye. Bases 82 to 636 code for a protein of 184 amino acids. Gene Ontology annotation, molecular function: structural constituent of eye lens. The record is from RefSeq and is a predicted model, not a curated record. The transcript has 3 exons. NCBI's taxonomy places the organism in Eukaryota, Metazoa, Chordata, Actinopteri, Cyprinodontiformes, Fundulidae.
CGGCUCCACAGGUAGUAUCAUCUCUCUCUCUCUCAGGGCGUGACAUCCAGCAGCAAGCAGCUGAGCAACCUGACCGGCAACAUGACGUCCAGCAACAUGAACAUGAUGAGCAGGAUCGUCUUCUACGAGGACAGGAACUUCCAGGGACGCUCCUACCAGUGCAACAGCGACUGCGCCGACAUGUCCUCCUACCUGAGCAGGUGUCACUCCUGCAGGGUGGAGAGAGGCUGCUUCAUGGUCUACGACCGCACCAACUACAUGGGCAACCAGUACUUCAUGAAGAGGGGAGAGUACGCCGACUACAUGAGCAUGUUUGGAAUGAGCGACUGCAUCAGGUCCUGCCGCAUGAUCCCCAUGUACCGCGGCUCCUACAGGAUGAGGAUCUACGAGAGGGAGAACUUCGGAGGCCAGAUGCACGAGAUGAUGGACGACUGCGAUAACAUCAUGGACCGCUACCGCAUGUCCAACUGCAUGUCGUGUCACGUGAUGGACGGCCACUGGCUGAUGUACGAGCAGCCCCACUACAGAGGCAGGAUGAUGUACAUGAGGCCCGGCGAGUACAGGAGCUUCUCCAGCAUGGGCAUGAGCAACAUGAGGUUCAUGAGCAUGAGGCGCAUCAUGGACUCCUACUACUGAAGUCGCUAAAGUGUAAAUUACAUUACGUCAAUAAAAAGUCGUUCUGAUGUUAAAA